AUGGUUUUCCUCCAUUGCACUGCAAUAACGCCGUCUCAUGUUUGCUUUCGUGAUCACCUUACGUUUCAUUUUGAUCUUCUUUUUCCAUCCCUCAUGGUCCGGUAUAUCACACAGAAAGAAGCAAUCGCAAUUGACGAGGCAUUGUUAGAGACAGGUUACGACAUCAAUUCAUUGAUAGAAGUGGCUGGACUGUGUGCAUUCGAUGUGAUAACUGCAAUACUUAAGGAGAGGGAAGAUGGUAUACACGAUAUUCUCGUGGUAUGUGGGCCUGGUAAUAAUGGGUCAGAUGGGUUGGUCAUCGCUAGGUGCCUGAAACUCUCAGGUUAUAACGUUACGGUGUUCUACAAAAGGUUAAAACACCAAAAUUUGGUUAAUAUAGCCAAAAAUGUGGGUGUGGCAUUCACGACCGACUGGCCAAAAGAUGUACAUCGAUAUGGAUGUAUUAUCGAUGCUAUGUUCGGGUUUUCCUUUAAGCCGCCGCUGAGAGAGCCGUUUUCUUCCAUCGUUGAGUGUAUUUCUGAACACAGCAACGUUCUAUCGAUAGAUGUUCCGAGUGGAUAUGAGAUAGAUAAUGAAGAUGCUAAAUACUCGUUUGUUCCCAGGCAUGUGGUGUGUUUUGUGGCUCCAAAGGUGUGCACAAAGAUGUGCAGGUCGAUCUUCAUCACACGGUGCUUUGUUCCCAGGUACAUUUACGAUGAUGACAACGAUUAUUCCAGAUUUAAAAGAGUUUAACCUGUGUUUACGUGUCCAUUAAAGUAACAUGAUCAUAAAUAGGCCUUUCUCUAUUCUCAGAUCGCAUUUUGUUCGAUUUGUGCGAUACGCACGGUAGGUCCUUAUUCAUCUGCAGAUAAUCGUAAAAUUGCAGGCAGCAACAACGACAG
Vavraia culicis subsp. floridensis is the source of this 881-nucleotide messenger RNA. RefSeq lists its product as uncharacterized. Gene Ontology annotation, cellular component: mitochondrion. The coding region runs from base 1 to 732 and encodes 243 amino acids. The transcript has a single exon. The record is from RefSeq and is a predicted model, not a curated record. Gene Ontology annotation, molecular function: NAD(P)HX epimerase activity. NCBI's taxonomy places the organism in Eukaryota, Fungi, Microsporidia, Pleistophoridae.